Daktulosphaira vitifoliae (grape phylloxera) is the source of this 3165-nucleotide messenger RNA. RefSeq names its product calpain-D-like. Gene Ontology annotation, biological process: proteolysis. Bases 186 to 3032 code for a protein of 948 amino acids. Gene Ontology annotation, molecular function: calcium-dependent cysteine-type endopeptidase activity. The record is from RefSeq and is a predicted model, not a curated record. The transcript is spliced from 12 exons. NCBI's taxonomy places the organism in Eukaryota, Metazoa, Arthropoda, Insecta, Hemiptera, Phylloxeridae. Gene Ontology annotation, cellular component: cytoplasm.
UAAACUUAGUUACCUGAUUAUAAGUUAAAAAUUAUUUGCAUAUUACAAAUUUUGGACAACGGUCUAAUAUUGUAAUAGUUUUUGCAAUUAAUUUGUGGAAUAAAAUGAAAUCCUAUUAAUUGUCUUAUUUUGUAAAGAAUUAUUAUUUUACCAAUGUAUAUAAGAGUCUCAUUUAAAUUGCUAAUAUGGGCUCGAUUGCAUCAGUCCUUCAAUGGCAUUGCAAUUCUUGUUCACUUAUAAAUCCUACAGAUCGUGCUUCAUGUAUUAGAUGUAAAGUUCAUAGAAGUACUACCUAUAGUGAAAAAACGAUUGAUUUUAAAACAAAAACAAUUCAUGGAUGUCGUACACCUUAUGUUACGGAUAUUCUUUGUUCAGAGACUGAAAAUGCUGUUAGAACAUUAAAACUAGAUGAUGCUGAUACUAUUAGUAUUGAUAGAAAAAAAUAUUUAGUUAAUUUACAAUUCAAGACUGUUGAACUAGAACGUAGAAAAUCUUGGAAUGGUUUUGAAGCAAGUCCUAAAGAGUCACAAAAUUUUUCUAAAAGUUCUAUACUUUUAAAUUUAGGCAAUAAAUCAUGGCUUUGUCAAAAUUGCCGAACUCGAAAUACCAUUGUAAAGCAAUGUCAAAAUUGUGAUUCUUUUAGGAAUAUGGAACAUCAUCCUCAUGAUGCUGCUGUAAAUAUACCUUUUGAUUUUGACCAAGAACCCAAAGUUACGAGCACUUGGAAUUGUGAAAAAUGUUCAUUUACCUUAAAUCCAUUUUGGUCAGAUUCAUGUGAAUCAUGUGGAUGGAAUGCUAUUACAAUGAUGCGAGAUUGUGUGAGAUAUACACCACCUAAAAAAAAAUGGCCUUGCAAACGUUGCACACUACUUAAUGACGCACAUACUUUUGUUUGUAAUGCUUGUGGUGGGUCAAAAGCUAAAAGCUUAAGUCCAAAUUACAGUACGUUAAGAGAAUUUUGGGUUUGUGAUAAAUGCACUUUAAAAAAUAGAUUAACUGCUAUGGUAUGUAAAGCCUGUAAAACUAGCAAAAGAGCUACUAAGAAAAGACGUUCAGAUACUCAAUGUCCAUCUUGUACUUUUGAUAAUGAACCAAACUCUAAACGUUGUACAAUAUGUCAAAAAAACCUAGAACCAGAAUAUUAUUCAUCCAUAUUACUAUCAAAUCAUUCUAAAAAACAAAGUGAACUUAUGGAAGAUUUAAGAAAAAUUGAAGAACAAAAUGCACGUGAAAAAUGGAAUGAUAUAGUUAUUUUUUGUUUACAAAAUAAUGAGGAAUUUAUUGAUGAUGUCUUUCCUCCUACAUCAAAAUCUUUAUACUAUAGUGAAAGAAAUGAAAAUUGUCGAGUAACUCAAUGGUUACGACCAAAAUCAAUUGUUAGUUCAGAAGGAGAUAAUGAAUUAUCUUGGACUGUUUUUAAAAAACCAGAACCUUCAGACAUUAUUCAAGGUGUUUUGGGAAACUGCUGGUUACUUAGUGCUUUAACAGUUUUGGCAGAAAGAGAUGAUUUAGUUAAACAUGUCAUGGUUACCAAAGAUUAUUGUGAACAAGGAGCAUAUCAAGUUCGACUUUGUAAAGAUGGUAAAUGGACUACUGUUCUUGUUGAUGAUUUAUUACCUUGUGAUCAUAGAGGACACCUUGUUUAUAGUCAGGCAAAGCGUAAACAGUUAUGGGUUCCUUUAAUUGAAAAAGCAAUUGCUAAAUUAUAUGGUUGUUAUGAAGCACUUGUUUCUGGUAGAGCAAUAGAAGGUCUUGCUACAUUAACCGGAUCACCAUGUGAAAGUAUUCCUUUACAAUCAUCUUCAGUUCCAACAGAGGAUGAAUUAGAUCGUGAUCUUAUAUGGGCACAGUUGUUAAGUUCCCGUCUUGCUGGAUUUUUAAUGGGUGCCUCUUGUGGUGGCGGUAACAUGAAAGUCGAUGAAGAUGCAUAUCAGAAUGUAGGUUUAAGACCUCGACAUGCCUACUCUGUGUUAGAUGUGAAAGAUAUUGAUGGGAAAAGACUAUUAAAAUUAAGAAAUCCUUGGGGACACUUUUCGUGGAAUGGUGAUUGGUCAGAUGACUCAGAUAUAUGGACUAUUGACUUAAAAACAAUGUUAAUGCCUGAUGGGUGUUGUGAAGGUGUAUUUUGGAUAUCUUUCACUGACGUUUUAAAGUACUUUGAUUGUAUUGAUAUUUGUAAAGUGAGAAAUAAUUUAUGGAAUGAGGUCAGAUUAAAAGGAUAUUUGCCGCCCUUAUCAUCUACCGAACACUUAUCUUGUGUUAUAAUUACAGUUUCUGAACCAACCGAAGCAGAAUUUACUCUUUUUCAAGAAGGACAAAGAAAAUCUGAAAAAUGUAAUAGAAGUCAACUUGAUUUGUGUGUAGCUGUAAUGAGAAGUAGGGAUGUUACAUCAGAACGAACAGUUAGUAUAGGGCGUCUUGUAGAACAUAGUAAACGUCAAGUUCGAGGUUUUGUAAGCUCCCAUAAAAUGUUGGAGCCAGAUGUAUAUGUUGUUGUUUGCUUAGCCUUUAAUCAUUGGCAUACAGAUCUGAUUGAUCCAUCAUCUUAUCCAGAAUUUGUAUUAGCUAUUCAUAGCUCUAAACGGUUAUUGGUUGAACAAGUAUCCCCUCCAUCAUUUGUUUUAGCAGAUACUAUUAUAAACCUCACUUUAGCAAAGGGACAAAGACACGAAGGCAGAGAAGGAAUGACUGCUUAUUACUUAACUAAAGGUUGGGCUGGACUUGUUGUAGUUAUUGAAAAUCGGCAUACUAAUAAAUGGAUACAUGUAAAAUGUGAUUGUCAAGAAAGUUAUAAUGUUAUGUCUACUAGAGGUUUACUUAAAACAAUUGACUCAGUACCACCUCUUCACAGGCAAGUUGUAAUUGUGUUAACUCAACUAGAAGGAAGUGGUGGAUUUUCAAUUGCACAUAAGUUAACACAUAGAUUAGCUAACCAACCUGGACUUCAUGAUUGGGGGCCAUCUGGAUAUUCUCAUUUACCACACAUUCAAAAGUCAAUUGAAGGUCUCCAUUCCCCUAGACUGAUUACUUAAUACUAUAAAAUUUUAUGUUUCUGUGAUUUUCUUUCUAUUUAAUUUUUAAUUAUCUAAGAACAAAGUAUACUUUCCUAUUUAGAAUUAAAUUGUUAUUAUUGAUUAAAAUGAUAAUAAAUCAAUUAUAAAGAUA